Molecule: messenger RNA, 1738 nt
Organism: Penaeus indicus
Lineage: Eukaryota; Metazoa; Arthropoda; Malacostraca; Decapoda; Penaeidae
Product: 3-hydroxyisobutyrate dehydrogenase, mitochondrial-like
Exons: 8
Coding region: 64-1068 (334 amino acids)
Biological process (GO): L-valine catabolic process
Cellular component (GO): mitochondrion
Molecular function (GO): 3-hydroxyisobutyrate dehydrogenase activity; NAD binding; NADP binding
Source: RefSeq, a predicted model, not a curated record
GAGGCGCUUGUGAUCGCUCCGUACCUUGGCUGUUGCUACUCUGUCUGCUGCCAGCCUGAAACGAUGGCGUACUCGAGGUCUCACUUUUUGCGAUUGUUUAAAAACCCGACGGGUGUUUUGGGUUUUAGUAGUGUCCGGAAUUUCUCAGUCACUUCACAGCACUUGGCUCCAGAUGCCAGAGUGGGAUUUAUUGGCCUUGGGAACAUGGGUGGACCAAUGGCAACCAAUUUGAUUAAAAAGGGACAUAGUGUUGUUGCCUUUGAUAUUAACACUGAAUCCAUGGAAGCUCUAGAGGAUGCAGGAGCGCUAAUUGCCAACAGUCCGGCAGAAGUAGCAGGCAAAGCAGACAGUAUAAUCAGCAUGCUUCCCAACUCCCAACACGUGCGCAAUUGUUAUACUGGUGAAAAGGGAGUCUUUGAAGCAAUCCAACCUGGAACACUCAUCCUGGACAGUAGCACCAUUGAUCCAAGUGUGUCCAAAGAAAUGGCUGCUCUUGCAGCAAAGAAAGGAGCAGUGUUUAUGGAUUCCCCAGUUUCUGGAGGUGUAAAUGCAGCUAAAGGAGCAACUUUGACUUUCAUGGUUGGUGGAGAUGAAAAGGAGUUUGAAGCAGCUAAAGCAUUGUUGGAAUGCAUGGGGAAAAAUAUUGUCUAUUGUGGAGGAGUAGGAAAUGGUCAGGCUGCCAAGAUCUGUAACAAUAUGCUGUUGGCCAUUACCAUGAUUGGAACUUCAGAAACAAUGAACUUGGGGAUGAGACUAGGGCUGGAUCCCAAGCUUUUGGCAAGUAUCAUUAACACAAGCAGUGGAAGAUGCUGGUCUAGUGAACUGUACAACCCAGUUCCAGGCGUACUGGAGAAUGUUCCCUCGUCUAACAACUAUGAGGGUGGCUUUGGAACAGCUCUGAUGGCAAAAGAUUUGGGACUGGCCCAAGAUGCAGCUACAAAGUCUUUAACUCCAACUCCCUUUGGGUCCCUUGCACAUCAGAUAUAUCGGAUAAUGUGUAGCACUGACCUGGCUGGCAAAGAUUUUUCAUCAGUCUUCCGUUUUAUUCAAGGAAAUGAAGAAAAAUAAAAAAUAUCAGAUAAUUUUUUGGCAUACAUUUUGGCAUUAGCACAUAGUCUAAUGAAGAAUUAUCCAGUAUAAAAGAAAAUCUGUAAGGCUAACAAUGUGUCAUUGAUUUAGGCAGCUCUUUUAGUCCUGUUGUUAAUAUUGCUUUGAUGAAUUUGUGAGCUAUUUAUUGUGCUGACAGUGAUUCUAAAAUCAUUAUGUAUGGGAAAGUAAUUGAAUGACUUCAAAAUAGAUGUAAGAAAGGUUAUUUAACAUUUUUUUCUUACUUUUCAAUUUCUCAAUAUGGGUCAUCUGUUACUGCAUAAUACAAAUGAGAAUGGAGUGUUCACUUUUUGAAUGCCAAAAGAUAUCUAGAAUUCACCUAACUAUAUAAACAAUGUUUAAUUUUCUUCUGUUAGAUUAUUUUUUAUAUAAAAUAUAUUUUAACCUGCAAAAUCAUUGUUUACCUAGAAUCAUGCAAUGGUUUAUUGUAUGUCGAACCACAAUUUAGAUACACAAGUAGAUUAAGUUUGCAGAGCCCAACUGUUCUUGGUAACUAUUUUUGCAAUCCCUGAACAAACUUUUUUAAUGGUUGAUUAAGCAAAGAAAUAACUGAGAUCUGAACACAGUAUUGCAAUAUCAACAGAAGUAGAGGUUGUAUUAAGUUGAUGGAAAUAAAAUUCCAGAAAAGGUA